AUGAUGAGAAAGAAUGGAGCUACACUCCGAUCCAAAUUAUUCGGAGCCUCUCAUCACGAGGAUGAUUAUUCAUAUUUACCGACCACAACACCCUCUCGGAACAGUGGAACAGCAACACAAACUCAGUUAUUGAUUGAUAAAGCAGAAGAGGACGUGGAAAAGAAAGCAGGAACAAUGGUAAAGGGAGUACGAGUUUUGAAGGAGAUUGCUCUCUCGAUAAAUAGCGAAUUGGCAGAACAAGACGCCUAUUUUAGACAAAUAGGAGAUGAUAUGAGUAAUACGAAAGGCGUACUAGAUGCAACACUACAAAAAUUGAAAAUAUUAUCACAGAAAACUCAUGGAAUGCUCGGAAUGUUCUGUCUCUUGAUCGGAUUUGUUAUUUUCGUGCUAUUCAUAUUAUAUACUUGGAUAAGGUAA
This is a messenger RNA of Naegleria lovaniensis, 417 nucleotides long. RefSeq lists its product as uncharacterized. The record is from RefSeq and is a predicted model, not a curated record. NCBI's taxonomy places the organism in Eukaryota, Heterolobosea, Eutetramitea, Acrasida, Naegleriidae. The transcript has a single exon. Bases 1 to 417 code for a protein of 138 amino acids.